Polyodon spathula (Mississippi paddlefish) is the source of this 3419-nucleotide messenger RNA. Its product is annotated as cytoplasmic protein NCK2. NCBI's taxonomy places the organism in Eukaryota, Metazoa, Chordata, Actinopteri, Acipenseriformes, Polyodontidae. The record is from RefSeq and is a predicted model, not a curated record. The transcript has 4 exons. Gene Ontology annotation, molecular function: protein binding. Gene Ontology annotation, biological process: negative regulation of endoplasmic reticulum stress-induced eIF2 alpha phosphorylation; positive regulation of translation in response to endoplasmic reticulum stress; positive regulation of endoplasmic reticulum stress-induced intrinsic apoptotic signaling pathway. The coding region runs from base 277 to 1419 and encodes 380 amino acids.
UGGCAGCAAUGACGUCAUUGAGCAGGCAAGUGGGCUGAGCUGAGAAGGUAGCGAGCGAGGGAGCGAGAGAGAGGAGUUGCAGGGCCUGGAAAGAAGAGCUUUCGAAAAACGCAUUUUCUUUUUUUUUUUUUUUUUUUUUUUUUUAUAUAUUUUUUAUCACCACAUAAAAAAACAUAAAGUGAUAACCGUUUUAUCCAUCGUCCCUCCCCCCCUACCCCCGCGCUUGAUCUGACCAGUGAAUCCCGCGGAGUUAAAACAAGAAGGACUCCAUGAAAGAUGACAGAAGAAGUUAUUGUUAUAGCCAAGUGGGAUUACACAGCGCAACAGGACCAAGAACUUGACAUCAAGAAAAAUGAGAGGCUGUGGCUCCUCGACGACUCGAAAACGUGGUGGAGGGUAAGGAACACAUCCAAUAAGACGGGCUACGUGCCAUCAAACUACGUGGAGCGCAAGAACAGCUUGAAGAAAGGAUCCCUUGUAAAAAACCUUAAAGACACACUAGGCCUGGGCAAAACAAAGAGGAAGACAAGUGCGCGAGACGCAUCGCCCACCCCUAGCACAGAUGCAGAGUACCCGUCAAAUGGCAGCAGCGCAGCCCGAAUCUAUGACCUCAAUAUCCCCGCCUACGUGAAGUUCGCCUAUGUGGCGGAGCGGGAGGAUGAGCUGAGCCUGGUGAAGGGCACGCGGGUGGCAGUAAUGGAGAAGUGCAGCGACGGCUGGUGGCGUGGCAGCUACAGUGGACAAGUGGGCUGGUUCCCCUCCAACUAUGUAGUGGAGGAGGGGGAGGAGUCCACGGCUGACUCCCCUAGCUUCCUCACCUCCCGGCAGGGGGCCUCCUUCAGCAAUGGCCAGAGUACCAAGGUCCUCCACUUGGUCCAGACUUUGUACCCUUUUAGCUCUGUCACUGAGGAGGAGCUCAAUUUUGAAAAGGGGGAGAGCAUGGAGGUGAUUGAGAAGCCUGAGAAUGACCCUGAGUGGUGGAAAUGUAAAAACUCAAGAGGACAGAUAGGGCUGGUACCCAAAAACUAUGUGGUCAUUGUAAGCGAUGGCCCUGUUGUGAGUAGCUCUCACGCUCCUCAGAUAAGCUGCACUGGGCCCUCUCCCACGGGCAAGUUUGCAGGACAGGAUUGGUACUAUGGGAACGUGACGCGGCACCAAGCAGAAUGCGCCCUUAAUGAGAGAGGGGUAGAGGGGGACUUUCUCGUUCGGGAUAGCGAGUCAUCGCCUAGUGACUUUUCAGUAUCGCUGAAAGCUUCAGGAAAGAACAAGCAUUUCAAGGUGCAGCUAGCGGAAGGAGUGUACUGCAUCGGCCAACGCAAGUUUAGCUCCAUGGAUGAAUUGGUGGAACACUACAAAAAGGCUCCCAUCUUUACGAGUGAACACGGAGAUAAAUUAUACCUUAUUAAACCACUACAGUGACCCCGGCUCUGGUGUUGCCAAAGUCUGGCCUAUUACAACUAGAAGCCUUAGUUUUGGACAUUCACUUUUACAGAGCACAGCCAUUUCAAACACUUUAAUUAUAAUUUUUUUUUUAUUUUUAUUUAAGCUACAAAUUCUGGGUGACGUUGCUGUUGGCUGUUCUUGUUCCCCUUUAUUUGUUCAUAUGCCUGUUUGUCUUUCAGUUCUGUGGAAUGCAUUCAACCUUUCCCAAGGUUGAAAAUAAUAAAACUUCACUAAGUGACCAUUUUAAGCACUCGCUUUAUGCCUUGGCUGAAAGCUCCCCAACAAAUGUUUUGCUUUGUUAGAAAGUACUGAGAAGACAGGGCUACUUGCCAUUCUAUUGAAACAGUGUUAGUGCAAUUCUGAUCACUCACGUUUCCUUUAAAAACAGAAAGUAAUUGGGCACAGUCUGAAUGCACUGAAUCUGCAGCUUACAGAAAGAAAAGGAAAUUGCAGUAGGCUGAUCAGUUUUAACAGAAUUCUGUGGCUUUUGCUGAACAGGUAGCCAGUUACAAAUCCCCCUAGAAUCUAGAAGCACUCUCUAAAUUGUGUGCUCUUGUUAGUACAGUGAAGUGGAUGCUAAUUAAAACAAUAUUAUAAAACUGCUUUUCUGCAGGAAAAUUGUAGGGAAAAUUUAAUACAAAGAAAAAGUGUUUGUAAUCUGCAUCUGAGAGGCAUCUCUCAAAGUUAUCAUUUACAGUAGAAAGAAUGUUUUCUUAAUGUACAACCAAAUGUGCCACUCACAUAAUGCUUGUCUCUGCCCUACUGCUUGUUUAAAAAAUGAUUAUGUAUUUAAUUCUCAGAGUAAUAUGUAUCUGUAGCUGAGUGUGGAGGCUAAUACAUAAGAUCAAUACAAAAUAUAUAUUUGGAUUAUAAUUUGCAUUGGAAAUGUAUGGUUGUUUACAAAGGCUGUUGACCAUAAAUUCACAUCCAUUUUAAAACUAAAUAUGUUUGUCUGGUCAUUUACUGUGAUUUUACUGUGAGUCUUUAUUUUAUUAAAAUGUUUCAACUGUGUAAAGCCAUUGUUCACGAUUGGAGAUUGCUACAAAUAUGUUUUAAACACCACAAGUUAAAUGUGUUUGUGGCCUUGACAUCGACCCUGUAUGGCUGCUAUUGAGGUCACGUGACGUUUUUUUUUUUUCUUUUAAAGAUUUCUGCAUGGGAAAGAACGCUUUGAGGUAUUGACUUUAUAUUCAAUUGUCAUGUUCUGUUUCAAAAAUGUGUUUUUUGCAUUUUAGCUUUAUCUUUAAUAUCAGUACAUUUCAAAUAAACAUGUAACAAGGGAUCUUUUAAGAGUGUAAAAGCAAAAUUCUGAUUAUUUCUUUUCUGAAUAGGUUUUUUGAUUUAACAUAUUUUUACAAAUGCCUUGGAAAAUAAGCACGUAUGUUGUAAAGUAGAUUUGUUCUCUUGUUGUUUGAGCUUGCUGUGCUACAUUUAAGGCUGCUUUAUUAAGUGUCAUUGAUUUCCACAGUAAACCAGUAUGUCACCCUGCCUGAAGGUAUAGUAUAUUUACUAUCCCAAAGUACAAUUUCUUUAAAUUGUUGUGUAUGUGAAUCUUUGUAAUGGUCAUGGCUAUCUGGUACAUUGUAAGCAAGCACUGUAAAGCAGAGUGCUUCAAGGUCUUGAUCCCUCUGCUCAUCAUUCUUGAUUUUGGGUUCCAAGAUCCAUACAUUUUCCCAUAUCUCGAAAGACAAGACAAACACAGUAAUAUCAUAAGAAAGAAAAACUGCACACAUGAAUGCUUCCAAAAGUGUAAUGUCUUAUUCACUCACUAGUCGCACAUAAUAGCAAUAUUCUGCAUUUGUAAACAGAUUAAUCAGGCCUCUCAUUCUAAACAACUCUUGCAUGGAACACUGAAGGAAAAAAAAAAAAACAUAAUCUAUAUAUGAUGCUAUUAAUAAAGAGGGGUAUUUAGAUCUGCAGAUCUUUUGUGUAAUAGUGAUAUGUGUUUUAUAUGCUCAUCCUCAACUUCAGCAGAA